AUGGCUAGAAUCAGCAUGUUAGUACUUGUUGAAACACUUGUUGCUGUACCAUUAACUCUACUGGAUAAUGCAGUCAUCUUUGCCAAGUCUUGGACCAAGCAGGUCAAAUUAAGCGACCCCGAAAUCGAGAACGAGUGUAGUUACGUAACUUUUGGUGUUUUUCUUAGUUCACCUAUACAAUUCCUUGCAUCUGACCUCAGCGCGAUGCAUGGACGCGAUGCUUCAGAGACAAACAAACCGUCGGUAGCGUGA
Hypoxylon trugodes is the source of this 252-nucleotide messenger RNA. RefSeq lists its product as uncharacterized. NCBI's taxonomy places the organism in Eukaryota, Fungi, Ascomycota, Sordariomycetes, Xylariales, Hypoxylaceae. The record is from RefSeq and is a predicted model, not a curated record. The transcript is spliced from 2 exons. The coding region runs from base 1 to 252 and encodes 83 amino acids.